Messenger RNA from Helicoverpa armigera (cotton bollworm), 724 nucleotides. RefSeq names its product dynein light chain Tctex-type 5. Lineage: Eukaryota; Metazoa; Arthropoda; Insecta; Lepidoptera; Noctuidae. The transcript is spliced from 3 exons. Gene Ontology annotation, molecular function: dynein intermediate chain binding. Gene Ontology annotation, cellular component: cytoplasmic dynein complex; cytoplasm. The record is from RefSeq and is a predicted model, not a curated record. Gene Ontology annotation, biological process: microtubule-based movement. The coding region runs from base 18 to 614 and encodes 198 amino acids.
CUUCCAAAGUUGACAAAAUGAGUUCGAGAACCCAGAAGACUCAAACUGGUAGAACCUUAGCACCCAUUAAAGGUAGAUCUGGUGUUCGUUUUGGAGGUAAAUUCGGAGCCAGCUUUACAGUAAUGACUGGGACUAUAACAGGAAAGUCUCUCAGCAGACUUAAAGUCCGAAAACCUGGGUAUGGCUUCAGCAAGAUAUCCGGAAUCAGAGCAACUGAGCACGGAUCACAGGUGGGCAUGGAGUACAGAAGACCACCAGUUACUUACUUCAACACUUACCAACUGGAACCUCAUGUUAAGUUUCAUGUGGCGCAAGUUGAAAAGACCUUGAAUAACGUAUUGGAUACUUACUUUGCUAAUCACAAAUAUAGUGAGCAGGAAACUCCAAAACUAACAUUAGCUAUGGCACGCGCAACUACGCAAAGUGUUAAGGAUUUGGGUUUCAAUAGAUACCGGAUUAUAGCUGUUGUUUCUACGGUGCAAAAAAGAUUGCAAUGUUACAAUAAUGCUGUGGCUUUCUUAUGGGACCAAGAUAGAGAUGGCUAUGCGAAUGUUCAAAGGGAAGUCCAGUCUGUAUUCGUCCAAAUCACUGUGUUUGGAAUUUACCUUGAUUGAACACCCUGUUCUUAACGAACGGUUCCUUGAUUUUAUGCGCUCCUGGUAUUUUUAUAGAGAUUGUUGUAGUUAUUUUUUUCGUUUGCAAGAAAGUUAAUUAAGUUAUUUUU